CUUUGGCACAAAUGUUUACAAAACUAGACGGCAAAAUCAAGGGACUGGAUUAAACGCAAAAUGAAAUUAACGAUAAAAAUAUUAAAAGGUGAAGAGUAUAUUGUAGAGACCACCGAGGACUCUACAAUUCUGCAGAUCAAGGAAGACAUAGAGAAGAAAAGUUCAAUUCCGGUUGAACAUCAGAAGUUAUUGCUGGUUGGUAAAGCACUAGCAGAUGAAAAGACCGUGGCUUCCUACGGCAAUUUUACCGAUGGAACAAAGCUGACACUAGUAGUCAAAAAACCAGACCCUCUACGAGAUGUCAUUUAUCGGCACUUUAAACGGUUCCUCCAAGAAGAGCAAUCGCAACGAUUAACGACUAAAUUCAUGGACGAUUUCGAACACAAGCUGAACCAACUCAGUCUCGAUGAUUUAGAAAAGAUUGCUGCGGAAAUGUUAUCCAAAAAGGGACAGAAUGUUCAAGCCGUGUCGUAAUAUUGCAUAGUUAUUCCAAACUCGGAACUGACUGUUUCCUUUGUUUCCAAAUAACGUUAAAAUAAGAAGUACUGAAUAAACA
Molecule: messenger RNA, 556 nt
Organism: Anopheles nili
Lineage: Eukaryota; Metazoa; Arthropoda; Insecta; Diptera; Culicidae
Product: ubiquitin-like protein 4A-B
Exons: 2
Coding region: 61-474 (137 amino acids)
Biological process (GO): post-translational protein targeting to endoplasmic reticulum membrane
Molecular function (GO): protein binding
Source: RefSeq, a predicted model, not a curated record